Molecule: messenger RNA, 3727 nt
Organism: Columba livia (rock pigeon)
Lineage: Eukaryota; Metazoa; Chordata; Aves; Columbiformes; Columbidae
Product: mesothelin-like protein
Exons: 17
Coding region: 303-2930 (875 amino acids)
Biological process (GO): cell-matrix adhesion
Cellular component (GO): cell surface
Source: RefSeq, a predicted model, not a curated record
AACAAACCAAAACCAGGAGAGGAAACAGCUUUACAAAACACUGUUGAGAAACUGCCCUGUCACACCCCGUUUUCACAGCAACAUCCCCACCCUGCAGCACAUAAGUGCCGAGACGUCCCUGGUGCUGCUCAUCCCGGUCCCCGCGGUGGGUGAGCACCAUCCCCGGCACAGAAUCCAUCAUCCCCAGCACUGAACCCGCAUCCCUGAGCCAAAUCCAGCUGGACAGAGAGCGACUGGCAAGGCCACCGGAUUAAAAUCUGUCCCCUGACCUGCUCUGAGGACGAAGCCCCAGCAGAGGCAGCAUGAUGUGGGCAGUCCCGGCAGCCAUCACCCUCGGCCUCUGUUUCUCCGCAAACCUGGGGAAGGCAGCAGCGGCCACCCUGAUCAUGGGAGCCAUCCAGUUCACCACUGAGCAACACCCCGACCUCUCGGCCUCGCUCCUGCAAGGAUUCCCGUGUGUCCAGGCCAGUGACCUGCCCGCUGCCACCGUCCUCGCCUUCGCCCAGGGGCUGCGGAGCGACCCGGCGGAGCUGAGCGCUGCCCAGCUCUCCUGCCUGGCCAGCCUGCUUGCUGCCAAGAACCUGACGGCCGAUUUUAGCCGGUACCCACCAGACCUGCUGCUCUUCUUUGAUUUGGCUGAGCUGGAUGCUGGGACCUGCAAAGCAUUUUACACCCGGGCGUCCCGCGGGAACCUGGAGCUGCUUCCCAGGGGCUCAGCCCAGCGGACGGGGCUGCUCCGUGGGGCUCUGACUUGCCUGGGGGUGAGGAGCAGCCACCUGCGCCCCGAGCAGCUGAGCAGCCUCGGGGGGCUGGUGUGUGACAUGGAGCCUGAGAUCAUCACGGCCUCAGACCCCGGCAUCCUGGAGAACCUGAAGCUCUGCCCAGCACUGACAGCAGCCCAGCAGGAUGCCCUGAACACCGUGCUGCUCAGGGGGGGCACAGCGUACAGGGAUCCUUCCAGCUGGGAUUUACAGACUCUGCAAAACUUGGGGCCGCUCAUGCUAGCUUUGAACCAGACCACGCUGAGCCUGGUGGCCGAGGCAGUGCGGGAGGCUUUCGUCAGGAGCAUCGUGGCCGCCUACGGCAGCCAGGGACAUUCCCAGCGGGAGAAAUCCCUGACCAUCCUCAGGGCUCUCACAGCUUCAUCUCAUCCCAGGCUGAAGCGGAACGCAAAUGGCUGCCUGUACGCUCCCAUCACAGCCAGCACAGUCUCUGAUCUCUUCUUACUCAUCGACUACGACACCGUUGAGCAGUUUGACCUGUGCCUGAGCAGCGACGUUGUAAAAACAAGCCUGAAGGCUCUGCUGGAACAGCCACUCCCCAUGGCGUACAUCCGGGUCGUGAGAAAAAAGCUGGACCAGGCUUACCCGUCGGGGCUGCCCGAUGAGCAGCUCAAGCUGUUGGGGUCGCUGUCCCGCCUGUACACACCGGAGGAGAUCAGCCGGUGGUGGGUGACAUCCAGUGACACGCUGUCAGCCCUGCUCAACCCCAUGUAUGGCAAGUGGGGGGAUGCCCAGGUCCAGCAGCUGAUCAGGAGGUACCUGGACCUGGGAGGCAACUUGACUGGGCCCUUGCUUCAGAAAAUCGGCGGGAAAAACCUCUGUAAUCUGCAGGAGGAGGACAUCAAGCGAAUCUCUCCAGAAGCAAUCAGGACUGCUGGGCGAUUAAACAUUUCUUCUUGCUCUCAAACCAAGAAGGACCAACUCUACCAAAAAGCCCGGGAGGCCUUUGCCAGCCAGGCUGGCAGUCCCGGGGUGUAUUUGUGCCGGAUUGGGCCCUACCUGGGUGGAGCUCCAGUGCAGGACCUGAAAGACUUGGCUGAAGCUGGUGUUACCAUCAACAUCACCACUUUCCUUGCCCUAAAUCCCAAUGAGCUGCAGAAACUCAGUGUCACGGAUGUGAAAAAUUUGCUUGGGGAAAACCUCCCUUACCUGAAGGACGCUGAGAACGAGCCAUCGGUGAUGCGUUGGGUGCAGAGACAGUCCCAGCGGGAGCUGGAUUGUGUCCUGGGAAUCGGCCUGCAAGGGGGGACGGUCCCCUCUCCUCACCCCCCCACCUCGGCCAGUGUCACCCCCACUGCCACGGUCCCUGUGCCCACCACCCUCCCCACUGUCUCCACCCCUAUUGCCAUUAGCAGCCACCCUACCACUCAUUCAAGUACUGGCCCCCACAAGGUCCCCCCCCCGAGCCUGACCCCCCCAGGCACUGACACCCCUGUCCCCAGCACUGCUGGGAGUCCCCUUGUCACCUCCACUGCCCAACCUGCUCCCACCACUGGCCCCAUUGUCCCAUGCUCCAUCCAUCCAGCUGUCCCCUCCAGUACGGCCACCCCCCCAGCUGUCACCCGCCUCAGCACCAUCCUGGCCACUGUCAAGCCCCACGCCACCUCUCCCAGCUCUGUCCCACCCCCGGCUGUCACACACGGUGCCACCACCACCAGUGUUGUUCCUAACUCGGUGGUUACCACCCACAAAACCAGCACCCUGCUGGUGUCCUCCAACCCCCCAGCACCCGGGGGUACUGUCCACCCUGCUCCUGCCAGUCCGAACACCGUCACCCCCAGCACCCACAGUGCUCCCAGCACCCUUGUCCCUCACUCCCCCUCUGCACCCACAGAUGUGAACCCCCCUCCCCAGCCCACCCCCAGUCCCCACUCCACCCAAAAGAGCAUUGUCUCCUCCACGGCCGAGACCACAACGUUGGAUUGUGUGACCGGUGCCCCUCCAGCAUCUCCCAGCCCCUCCUCCACCAACACCGCCAGUGAGACCAGUAAAAAAACAACUGCAGGUGCACCACAGUCACCUGGACCCACAUCCACAGGAAGCACCAACCCACAGCCUGAAUCUGGAUCAGGAUCCCACCUGUCCCCCUGCCUGGUGUCCGUCCUGACGGUGGCCGUGGGGACAUCCCUGCUGCGGGGGCUGCUCUGACCCUGCUCCCCCAGCACCGCCCUUACCUGCAGCCCUCAGCAUCCUGCAAAUAACGGUGCUGGCAACAUCCCUGCUGGAAAGCAGAAACCCGGGACAGGAACAGACUUUGGCCAUUUGGCACCAGCCAGAAUUUGCUCAUUAUUUUUGAGGCUGGGCAGUGAAGGGAGGACAGAUCUUUUUCCAGCCCAGCAGGUACUAACUAGCUCGUUGCUCUACAUAAUGCAAUAUUGACCAGUCCUGAUAGCAGGCCCGGUUCUGCCAGCUUUACUCACACCGAGUGCUGUUUUACUUCCACACAGUCCCACUGGGAUCCUUUGAAACCGUGGGACAACUCAGGGAUUCGAGUCACCAGUGUUGCAAGAGCAGCAGAAUAUACGGCCCAGCAACGCAGACUGAAAACUCAGAGGUCCACUAAAUUGCAUUUGACUUGUUUCCGGAACUUAGGAGAUUUUUGAUCCAGAUUUGUUCCAACUAUGCCAAGCCUAGUUAGAGGGAUGAUUAAGUGAAGAUAGUUUAUCUUGAUUAUUGUUGCAAUGCUAUAAAAUAAAACAUCAACAUUUCCCCCCCCCCCCCAAUCAAAUGUGGGUUUUGAUGUGUUUAGUUCUUUGCAUUUUAGUUUUUCUGGCUGGCUUAAAUCUGAAGUUUCCACUUCAGCUCUUUCUUAAUUAUCUAGUAUCUCGUCCUCCAAUAUCUCUACUACGAGCGAACGUUUAUCCCUUCAACUUGCAGAUCACCCACUGAAAAUCUUAUACAAAGUUCUUAUGCCCUCCCCAUGAGAAACUGAGAACAGCCUCAGC